Messenger RNA from Penicillium brasilianum, 1607 nucleotides. The record is from the annotation of a GenBank genome assembly. NCBI's taxonomy places the organism in Eukaryota, Fungi, Ascomycota, Eurotiomycetes, Eurotiales, Aspergillaceae.
CCCCUAUCGGUCACUGAGGCUCGUAAACAUUGCUUCCCCGGGUCGUGCGGAACGCAGACGUCUUCAACAUGCGCGGGGUUAAUUGGAAGGCGACUAUUGCAGUCGCCCUAUUGACUGGUAGCGCGUCUGCUAUCGACUUGAAUGUCAACGAUGAGACAUCCAUCAAAAAUGCUGCGAGCAUGGCUGCGAAAAACACCAUCUCGCUGUACGACCAGCGAGACUCGAAGAAUAUCCCCGGCAAAUUGGAUCGCAGCUGGUUCGAGGGUGGUGUCAUGUUUGACGCUUUGAUCAGGUACUGGUACUAUACUGGUGACUCUUCCCACAAUGACGCCGUGAGCGACGGAAUGUACUGGCAACGCGGAGACGACGACUUCUUCCCCUCGAAUUACAGCCAGACUCUUGGAAACGAUGACCAAGUGAUGUGGGCCCUCGCUGCCAUGACCGCGGCCGAGAUGGGUUAUCCUCAGCGAUCUGCGAUGCCGUCCUGGAUCACCCUGGCGGAGAACGUGUUCAACGAGCAAAUUGGUCGCUGGGAUGAGGAUAACUGCAACGGUGGCAUGCGCUGGCAGAUCUGGGCGUACGAGUCUGGCUACGCGACAAAGAACGCGAUCACCAACGGCGGCCUGUUCGAACUCGCUGCUCGUCUGGCACACUUCUCCAACAAUCAGACCUAUUCCGACUGGGCAGAGAAGAUUUGGGAUUGGAGUGCCACCAGCCCGCUGCUGAACAAUGCCACCUGGACCAUUUAUGAUUCGACCUCUUGCGAGGAUGACUGCGCCACCAAAAGCAGCUUACAGUGGUCUUUUAAUUACGGUGUCUACAUGACCGGCGCUGCAUACAUGUACAAUCUGACAGAUGGAAACUCCAAGUGGAGGUCCGGACUCGACGGUCUCCUGAACUCGACCUCCGAAUUCUUCCCUACCCACGGCUACAUGACUGAUGAUGGAACCAUCAUGGUCGAGGUCGCCUGCGAGUCUGUCAAAACGUGCACUGCGAGCAUGAAGAUCUUAAAAGGCUUCUUCAUCCAGGGUCUUGCGGAGAUCACUGUAGUCGCCCCUUAUACCUCACCGAAGAUCCUGCCACUACUACAAGGCUCAGCGACCGCUGCGGCAAAGACCUGCACUGGAGGAACGUCGAAGAAUCUUUGUGGUGCUCGCUGGUACGAGCAGGUGUUCGAUGACGGCGGCAUUGAGAAUCAGGUGGCUGCCCUCAGCCUCUUCACGUCCAAUUUGGUUGCAUUCAACUCCCAUUCCCCCGCCACGCAGUCUACUGCUUCAAACAGCACGACCGGUACCAGUGGUGGAAAUGGGACCACUACGAGCUCGGGUGCUGCAGCAGCUACCAAGACUGGUAGCAAUGCCGCUAAUGUGCUCACCGGCAGCUCCGUGGGCGUCACCACUGCAGUCUUCGCAGCCCUUCUCGCUCUUUUCUAGGUCAUGAGUCACCCAAGUGUUCAAGGCUAAUAAUUUUCUUUCUUGGCUGUAUUAUUCGUGAAACCGGUCCCCCCCUGAGAUAUCCCCAUUUUAUACCCAAAUAAUCCACCAGAAUUUCCCCUUCCAAAUAAGAAAAUUCUACUACAUCCAAACACAAAUCAAAUACCGGGAAUU